UGUGAUUUUAACUUCAGAUAUCUCACAGGCUUCUAUAUGCAGUGCCUAAUCUGUUUCUUAUUGUGGCACACAAAGGCUGUAAACAUGGAAAUAAGUAUGUCUGAAUAUUAAUUGUAAAGUUGGUUAAAUUGGCAUGGUAAAGUUGCUAUUAAGACUCAAAACAAAAUAAACGUUAAUGGAAAAGGGAACUCUUCAAACAGGCUCUCGUUGGCACAUAUGUAGGUUAUCUGUCCCAUCCAUCAUCAAUACACUUGAGACUCCUUAGUUUGUGGUAUUACACUGUCUAUCCGUCCUCCCACCAUGCACCGGACAUCACAGGGGAUGGGAAUCCCCAUGUGUGUCAUCUGCAAAGUAAACAACAUGCUUUGAGACCACAAAUCUUUGUAGUGAUGGCAAUCAGGAAAAAAGAGACCUAUAGUUGUAGGAAAUUGUUUUUAAAAAGGAUCUGUCAUGUUACACAUGCAUAUAAUUCAAUUUACAUGUUAUAACACUUCUUGUUUUGUGGAACAUCAGAAUGGGUCCUUCUCCCUCAGCUCCAUUCAUAAACACUUAUGGACUACUGCUGUCUUUAAGAACACACGUAUUACUCCAAAGCUAAACAAUAAGACCAUUGUGUUUGAUUGCAGUCCUCGAUAUACAUGCAGGAAUUUGUAUUAGAAUCUGUACAUAAAUUUGAGUGUGUGUGUGUGUGUAUGUAUGUUUAUUUGCUUAGGCAGUAUGUAAAGGACAGGAGUAUGGACCCUAGUGGCCUGAUGAACACAGAAGGAGAAUGGGGUAGGGGUGUGAAGACUUGACCAUUUGGUAGAUGUGCUAACACGCACUCACCUAUAUAACACAAAGGGACAGAGCCAUGAGUGUUAAAAGAAGAAAAGCAGAUCACGACAGUCACCAGUGGAAGAAUAGAGAUAGGUAAAGACAAAAGACAAACUGUAGACUACUGGAACAUAAACCAUGUUAAGACUUUAAAUAAGUUCAUAAGUCAUUCAGGAGAUCUGAAGAAAAAGGGUACCCAGAGAAGAUGCUGGGAGUGGAGAUGUACCCCAGUUUGGCCCUGGCGGCUCCAAGACUUGGAGACUGCUAUUAUCGAGAUCGAGGGCCCUCAGACCAUAUGCCUCUAUACCCCAUGUCAUGUGACAUUGCAGCAAGAAACCUCCCCCCUCGCCUUUUGCCCCAAGCCCCUACAAACAGAGAGACUACUGGGAAAGCUCAGGAGACUGUAAAGAUGGAACUGGAGAAUAUAUCACUAUGGAAACAGUUUAGCACUGUUGGCACUGAGAUGAUCAUCACCAAGAAGGGCAGACGGAUGUUUCCCCAGCUUAAGGUUAAAUUGACAGGCUUGAACCCAUCUCUGCGUUAUAUUCUCCUGUUGGAUAUCGUACCUGUGGACUCCUCUCGUUAUCGUUUCCAAGAUGACAACUGGCAGGUGGUGGGUGGGGCUGAAGCCCGACUUCCAGACCGGGUGUUCAUCCACCCAGACUCUCCUGCUACUGGAGAGCAUUGGCAGAACCGCAUCAUAUCUUUCCAUCGAGCCAAACUUACCAACAACACACUGGACACACUGGGAUAUAUCAUUCUCCACUCUCUGCACAAAUACCAACCCCGAGUGCAUGUAAUUGAGGCCAGAGAUGUGCUGAUGUGGGGAGGAUCUCAGCACUCCUUCAUCUUUCCUGAGACCCAGUUCAUUACAGUUACAGCCUACCAGAACAACAAGAUAACUGAACUGAAGAUCAACUCCAAUCCCUUUGCCAAAGGCUUCAGGGAGGAUGGCAUGAACUGCAAAAAACAAAGAGAUGCAAGACAGAAGCGGAAAUUGCCCCAGCCCUAUCAAGAGGAACCUUUAGAUAUAGAAUCAUGUGACCCAUGUGAUUCCACGGAGCUGCUACCACAGUCUAUGGCACUUCAGAGGUCCACUCUGCCUGAUUCAGACUUCUGCUCUGAUGUGCCAUCUUUUCCAGAGCAGACAGAACAGCAGAUCAACUCUAGACAAGCAUAUCUGGAAUCCCAAAUGACCCAGAUACAUCCAAUCCCAGAGAUCACUGAUUCUAUAGACAACCAACCUCAGUCAACAUCAGAUAAUGUUGUUAACAAUGAAUUGCUUGAUGGAUCUACACAGAUUAUACGUCUUUCUUCAUACAGUGCAUUUACAUCUCCACAAAUAACAUCAUCUCCCCAACCAGUGCCUCUUCCUCAGCCUUCACCCCUCUAUUCUGUGUCGUCCACUCAGACAUCUAAUCUACCAUCUUCCCAUUCUAACCCCUCUUCUCUGCCAGAUUAUUCCUCCAUGGCUUCAACCAACUAUGCAAUUCUGGACUCCUCUUCUUCAAUCACCUGUUCUUCUAACUCUGCCUCCAGGGCUACAUAUUCCUCCACCUCUCACUCCUCUUCUCCCAGCUGCAGCCCCACAUCCUCCUACCACUCUGUUCUUCCAUCCCAAGAUAACCUAGGCCCUCACACACCUACAAAUACAUCCUUUUCAUCCAUUCCUCCAUCUUCAUGUCAGGCUGUCACCACAGGUUCCAGCCUUUCUAUAGACACAGCUCAGGACCAGAAUGUUGAUGGAGAGUUGGCAUCUUCUAAUUCUACACCCUCUGCUGUCCAAGACUCAGCAUCGACUGCUUUUCCGUUUCUCCCAGUGCAGUCCUCCAACAACCCAGAGCCCACUACUCCAUCAACGCAAGUCCUACCCACAUCUGCUUUCCCCUUUCCUCCAAUGCCACAGCCCAAUCCUAUUAGUGUCACACCAGACUCACACCAGGUCCAGACUGAUUUCCCCUUUCUUUCUAUGCAAGAAACCACCUCCAGCGGUAUGUCUACCUCGUCGGUACCGGACACAACUGCCUUUCCUUUUCUAUCACAGCCAAGUCAUUCAAAUCCUUCAGCCUCUCCGUCUGUACAAGCCCCAGUGGCUUUCUCUUUCACAACCACACACCCAUCUUCAGCUUCUCUUCAAAACCCUUCUUCAUCUUUCCAAACUCAUUCAACACCUGUUUCUGUGGCUUACUCUUCUUCCAGUCCGAUAAACCCAGUGCCAACACAGGCUGUCUCUGGCCCCACACUUAACCCUGCCCCUGCUCAUUCUCUCUCAUCUUUAUCUGCUUCUCUGCCCACACAUGCAGUCUCUGGGUCCCAGUCUACCUCAGCUCAAACCCCUUACGUAUCAUAUCCCUUUCACACUUCCAUCCCUGGACCACAUCCUCGUCAGAAUCUAGCCAUGGCAUCUGUUGGCUCUUCUCAUGGUGUUCAGGCCCUUCCCAACAUGAGCCAAAUCCAGCCCACUAUCUCCCAGUCAUUCCCGACCUCCCCUUUCUCUCAUGUCCCUCCCCAGUGUGCUAACCCUUCUCAAAUCCCUUCACAGCCUUUCACUCAUAUACAGGCUUCUGUAGCUUCCCAUCUUCCACAUUCAGCCCUCCAAAACCACCCCAUUCACCAAAGCUCGUCUCAUACACAUUAUCCUGCAUCUUCCACCAAUGCCUACCCUCCUGUUGCUCCAUCAGAGAUAGGGUCUUUUUCUCAGGUUAAUCCAGCUGCCCCUUACCUACCAGAUGUGGUACUGCACCCUCCAAUUCUCCCUCCUAUAGAUCAUUCCACUCCACCCUCCCUCUAUAACCAUUUUCCUUCCUAUCCUCUCCGUCUGUGCCAGGACCCCAGAUCUUCCUUCCAUUUACCACUCAGACACAUUUUUAGACAGACCCAGCAUGUACACUCUAACAGUCAAGGGCCCUACCUUGACCUUGGGGGAAGACCUACAUUCUGAAAAGGCAUUCAGAAGAUCGUUUUAAUCUGUUUAAUUGUGCAUAUGAAAAAGCU
This is a messenger RNA of Electrophorus electricus (electric eel), 3807 nucleotides long. It is a transcript of the gene tbx6, whose product is annotated as T-box transcription factor 6. Lineage: Eukaryota; Metazoa; Chordata; Actinopteri; Gymnotiformes; Gymnotidae. Gene Ontology annotation, biological process: cell fate specification; somitogenesis; regulation of transcription by RNA polymerase II. Gene Ontology annotation, cellular component: nucleus; chromatin. Gene Ontology annotation, molecular function: DNA-binding transcription factor activity, RNA polymerase II-specific; RNA polymerase II cis-regulatory region sequence-specific DNA binding. The record is from RefSeq and is a predicted model, not a curated record.